GCUUGGUCUCUCGUCGGAGCGCUCCGAACAUCAUCUUCUCUUCACACGCGACUGUAGUUACACACUUUUUGUGACGCAUCAGUUAGUGACAGAAGUGCGCGGUGUGGUUCUCCAUUUAAACAAAGAUGACUCGCUGAUUGAAACAUUUAAUUGAGCAGAAUUGCAUUCGUGUAAAUAUGACCGAUGCUUAUCUGAUCUGAUAGUGUGAAUGAAAAGUGAAAGCUUAUGGAGAAAAAUAAAAAAAAAAGUGCACGUAAUUAAUUAAUAAAGGAAGACAUAUAUGAACAAUAUGCCUAGAAAUUAAGAAAUUACACUAGAAUAUAUUCUAAAUCGAAUGACACUCGUGAAAGAGAAGUACAGCUGGAAGUUGCUGCACCUGCCGUAGUGGUUCUCGCGGCGCCACUCACGUGUUGCAUGCGUGCCGUGGUUAUCCAUCAUGGUCGCGGAGUAGGAACAGCUCCGAUUGGUCGGUUUUGUGGUCACGUGGUAUGGUAAUUGGGCUCCGGUGGGCGGGAAGGAGCGAACGAGGUCGUGGAGGAUCGCGAAAGUGGCGGAAGGAGAGGAGAGAAUAAGCAGCUGUCCACCGGGAGUCCUGUACUCGUUGUGGCCCCGCUCUUUCCAUUUCUUUUCUCUUUUUCUCCCUCUCCUUCUUUCUCUCUUUUCCUCCUUUCGAGAAAACGUCACCCCCUUUUCGCAGGAGGCGGGUGAGGUGUGGACUAUGGACCAUAGCGCAGUGUCGUGCAGUGUGAGCUCGUGAGAAUGAAUAUUAACACGAAAUGGUGUUUCAUACCGAAGAACUGAUGCAGAAAGCGAGAUAAAAAAGCGAGAAACCCGAAGGGUUUUUUUUGCGCGAACGUUGGUUACGGACUAUUGUGAGUGUUGUGUGUGUUACCAAGAGAAGAAAAAAAAAGUAUAGCGAAACAUGAGUUCCUUCUUGAUGAAUCCGUCCGCCGCUGGUGGGUACCAUCAUCAACAUCAACAACAGGCUGGAAAUCCUCACUUGGCCACCACCUCCGUAAUGGUCGAUCCGAAGUUUCCUCCGAACGAAGAAUACAGUCAGAAUAAUUACAUACCUUCGACCGGAGACUUUUUCACAGGCGGUAGCGGCGGUCAUCAUCUAAGUCACGCGCAAUCCCAAUUGCAGUACGGUUACCCUCAACAUCAUCAUCAAGCGGCGUCGACUCCUUACGGAACUACUUCUGCCGUUCAACUGAACGGCGGAUAUCCAGGAUACGGUGGUUACUACGGACCUCAUCAUCAUCAAGUGCAUGCGGUUCAUCACCCGAGUUUACAUUCCCAUCAUCACGCGGUUGGUGCUCUGGCGAUGCCGCCGGAAGCCCAGCAGCCGCCGCUCACGUGUCCGUCGUCGAUACAAAGUCAGCAGCAACAACAGCCGUCUGUACCUACGUCAACCAUCAUCGGAUCCACUCCUCUGUCGCCGUCUAUAUUGCAGAAUCACGUGCAACAAUCGGAUGCUCUUCAGCAUCAUCAGCAGCACGAGAACACUGCUUGUAGUCCGGCCAGCUCGAGUCAGUUGCAUCGAGACAACUCGCCGGAUCUUCAGGCGCAACAAUCCUUGUCUCAGCAGUCUCAGCAUAUACAAAGUAGCCAGCAACAAACAUCGCAGCAACAGCAGCAACAUCAUAUAGAGGACAGUUCGGACGCGGAUGACACGGAAGACGCUCAAUUGGAAAGCUCACCCGGAAUGAUGGAGGAAGAAGAAGAAGAUGAGGAGAACAGGGAUCGCACUAUUUACCCCUGGAUGAAGAAGAUACAUGUCGCGGGAGUCGCGAACGGCUCGUAUCAACCUGGAAUGGAGCCAAAGCGACAGCGAACGGCUUACACGAGGCACCAGAUACUCGAAUUGGAAAAGGAAUUCCAUUACAAUAGGUACCUGACGAGGCGGCGACGGAUCGAGAUCGCUCAUACUCUCGUCCUGUCGGAGAGACAGAUCAAAAUCUGGUUUCAGAACCGUCGCAUGAAAUGGAAGAAGGACCAUAAGUUGCCAAACACAAAGAACGUGCGCAAAAAAAAUCCGAACGGGCAGGCACCGCCAACAACGACGAAAUCGACGAAGACCUCGACGACGCGAGCGAAGUCCAGCACCGGUAAUAACAACAGCCAAAGGAAAAACAACAAUAACUCUCCGUCCAGCGGUAUGGAGAGCAGUCUCGACUCGAGUAUCGGCCACGAUAUGAACGAGGUUCAUGGGGUCACUUCGAGUCUUCCUCACCCCGUUGGUGUGGUACAUUCGAGCUUUCAAGGUCACCCUCAUUCUCUGGCUCAUCUCCAAGCGCAGCUGAGUCAUCAUCACGUGGGUGGAAUGAUGGACGGACCAACGGGAGGAUCGCUGGGACACAUAAGUUCCGAAAAUAUUAGCCCUCUUGCUCCGGCUACCAGUCCACCCGGUUUGUCGCAAGUACCAGCUCCCGUAUUACCAUCGGCAAUAAAAUCCGACUACGGACUCACGGCUCUAUAACGUCCAUUACGGGAAGUAUAUUUACUGAUGUAAUUUUCGUUCAUUGUUGUUUUUUUUUUCUUUCAUCAUUCUUCGAAUCAAUUCAUUAUUCCUUCACACAUUUAAUUCGAUAAUUUAUUACGGCUUGAUGAGAAAAAGUAAAAAAUUUUCCUCGCUAAGACGUGCGAAUAACAAAAAGACUUCGAGUCGUUGCAAGUUAUUGCAUUACUUGUUUACAAUGAUAGUAAAGGCUGACCAAAGGUUUCCGAUACGUAUUUUACAGUUGGAAAAUGUGAAACUCCAUUAUUUAGAAGUGUAUAAUUUAAAAUAAAUUUAUGGGUAAUUACAAUUGAAGUUAAAUACACUUUAAGUUCAUGUAUUGCUGAGACGUACACUACUAAAACGCGGUACACAUAGUGUAGUUUUAUUUUUAAACGUGAUGCAUAUGAUGCGCAUUCACGUUUAGAUAUGAUGCAUAUGUGUCGAAUUAUUUUUUAUUAUGUUUAACUUCAUGUAGCGUAUAUGGUACACGUACAUAUACAUACAUGAUGUUUAUAAUAGAGAAAAACGUGCAUACAUUCAGUAAAACAUAAAGUUGAACAUUUUUAACAGAUAAAAAUUCUAGGUCGGACAACUCCACACAUGCAUGCGAACAAACUCGUGGUCAAAAAAAAGUGUAAAUAGAAUUCCUUAAAUUAGAAGGUAGCGUUUUUAUAGACGAGAAGAGAGAUUGUUCCAUUGAGAGAGACAAAUUAUAUACUCGUAAAGAAAGAUUUGGAUAUAGUUGCUGAAAAUAUUCACUCAUUAUUCGCAUUUUAAAUAUUACUUUGCAUAAAAGGUUGAAUCACAAUCUUAGUGUGGGUUUUUGAAAAUCAGAAUUUCAUUUGGAUUUAAUUAGAUUAAAUUGAAAAAUUUUUAACACUGCUAUAUGUGUCUUAGAAUAUAAAUAGUAAGUUAAAAUGAAAAUUUAAAUACAAAGAUGACUGCAGUUCUUUUGGAAGAAUAAAAAAAAAACAGAUUUUU
Messenger RNA from Pseudomyrmex gracilis, 3481 nucleotides. It is a transcript of the gene Dfd, whose product is annotated as homeobox protein Hox-A4. Gene Ontology annotation, molecular function: DNA-binding transcription factor activity, RNA polymerase II-specific; RNA polymerase II cis-regulatory region sequence-specific DNA binding. Gene Ontology annotation, biological process: anterior/posterior pattern specification; regulation of transcription by RNA polymerase II. The transcript has 2 exons. The record is from RefSeq and is a predicted model, not a curated record. The coding region runs from base 923 to 2479 and encodes 518 amino acids. NCBI's taxonomy places the organism in Eukaryota, Metazoa, Arthropoda, Insecta, Hymenoptera, Formicidae. Gene Ontology annotation, cellular component: nucleus.